Molecule: messenger RNA, 1404 nt
Organism: Nicotiana tabacum (common tobacco)
Lineage: Eukaryota; Viridiplantae; Streptophyta; Magnoliopsida; Solanales; Solanaceae
Product: F-box/kelch-repeat protein SKIP25-like
Molecular function (GO): protein binding
Source: RefSeq, a predicted model, not a curated record
CACAAAAAUAAAUAUAUCUAGGGUUCCCCUAUCCCACUCCUUUCUCCUCCUUUUCCUCCACAAAUGAUCAACUCCACCACCAUCACCACCGUUGGCGCCGCCGUCAAACGCCACAAAACUCACCACCACUGCCACGACUACGACGACGAUCAGUCCUUGAUCCCUGGACUUCCCGAUCAUAUAGCUCAAAUUUGUUUAAAUCUUGUACACCCUUUUACACUUUUUUCCGUUUGCCAUUCUUGGCGUAAGCUUAUUUAUUCUCCUUCUUUUCCACCAUAUUUAUCUAUAUAUGCUUUAUUAUUACCUUUACAAACUAUAACUGAAACAUCAAACUCAGCAAAUUUUGCAAACUCUAUAGAAUUUGCUUCUUUUGAUCCAAUCUCAUCAAAAUGGCAUCUUCUUCCACCACCACCACCGGACCCACCACUUAGACUCCUCGUUAAGCAUCCUUCGUUUAUUUCGAGAAAUCUACCGGUUCAAUCGGUAAGUGUUUCGGGAAAUUUAAUUCUCCUCGCUGCCACAGCGGAUCAUUUCUUGCCGGCGAUUUCUCGCCCGCUCAUUUUCAAUCCGCUGAAGAAACAAUGGAGCUACGGUCCUCCACUCGCCAAGCCACGUCGUUGGUGCGCUACAGGCGCAUUAAAUGAUGCGGUGUAUGUGGCGAGUGGAGUUGGGUCCCACUACAACCCCGAGAUAGCUCGCUCAGUUGUAAAGUGGAACCUUAAUGAAAGUAACAGAAGUGAACCCCAUUACUGUACAUGUAAAAGUGACAUUUACUGUAACAGAAAGGAGGAAAAAAAUGGGUGGAAAUGGAAGGAAAUGAGUAGGUUAAAAGAUGGGAAGUUCAGUAGGGAAGCAAUUGAUGCUAUUGGAUGGAAAGGAAAGUUAUGUAUGGUAAAUGUGAAAGGUGAUGCUGCUAAAGAAGGAAUAAUUUAUAAUGGGGGAAGUGACACGUGGCAAGAGAUGCCGGAGGGUAUGCUUAUGGGGUGGAGGGGUCCGGCAGCUGCGGUGGCGGAGGAGACAAUAUAUAUGGUGGAUGAAUCUAAGGGUGCAUUGAGGAAAUAUGAUGAAGAGAGGGAUAUUUGGGUGGAGAUAGUUGAAAAUGAGAGGCUGAAGGGUGCGGAAUAUGUAGCGGCGGGCGGUGGUAGAGUGUGCGUGGUUGGCGGCGGAGGGAAUGGAAUAACGGUGGUGGAUGUGGUGGAGGAGCCGCCGAGGGUGGUAGUGGUGGAAAGUCCGGUAGGGUUUCAGGUUUUGAAUAUACAUGUUUUACCUAGGAUGAGUCAAAUGGUUGAAUAUUCUGAGUCAAUAGAACAAGGUGAAUAUUGAGUAUAAUCUUUUGCUUUUAUUAUUUUUUUCGAAUUUGUAUAUUUCUUCUCCAAUAUAUGGAACGGUAUACGUAUUAAAGUA